Molecule: messenger RNA, 5339 nt
Organism: Colossoma macropomum (tambaqui)
Lineage: Eukaryota; Metazoa; Chordata; Actinopteri; Characiformes; Serrasalmidae
Gene: hlfa
Product: HLF transcription factor, PAR bZIP family member a
Exons: 4
Coding region: 218-1099 (293 amino acids)
Biological process (GO): regulation of transcription by RNA polymerase II
Cellular component (GO): nucleus
Molecular function (GO): RNA polymerase II cis-regulatory region sequence-specific DNA binding; DNA-binding transcription factor activity, RNA polymerase II-specific
Source: RefSeq, a predicted model, not a curated record
CUUGAGCUGCUCCAGCAGCAGCGAGCGAGAGUCAGAGGGACAGGAGCUGCCGUCCCCCGCGCACCGAUACGGACUUGUUCUGUGGACUCCUGCGUCGUUCUUACGAGAAAGUUUUCGUUUUCGGUUGCUUUUUUCCUUCUCUCUCUUAAUUUGGACAUUUUUUUUGUUAUCCUUUUUUUUCCACCUGUGGACAGAUUUCUCCUUUUGGUCCGGAGCAAUGGAGAAAAUGUCUCGACCUAUAAACUCAACUUUCCUACCUCCAACCCAUGGCGUGCUCAAAUCCCUGCUGGAAAACCCAAUGAAACUGCCCUUCCACCACGAUGAAGGUUUUGGCAAAGAGAAGGAGAAAGAGAAGAAGUUGGAGGAAGAUGGCGUGGGGGUCAACGCCCCCCAGUCUGCCUUCCUGGGGCCCACCCUGUGGGACAAGACCCUGCCGUAUGAUGGAGACAAUUUCCAGCUGGAAUACAUGGAUCUGGAAGAGUUCCUGUCAGAGAACGGCAUUCCCGCCAAUCCACAGAGUGAGCAGAGCCAAACUACUGCGCAGCCCCUGCAGCAGAGCCCCCCUCCUCCCCCCACGCCCUCUGUGGUCGACCUCAGUAACCGGGCAACCACCUCCGUACACCCGGGCAUGGUCACACAGACCUGCCUACAGAGUCCCAGCAGAGCAGUUCUCCCAUCUACCCGGAACACACCCAGUCCAAUUGACCCAGAGACGAUUCAGGUUCCAGUGAGCUAUGAGCCAGACCCAGCAGACCUUGCAUUGUCCAGUGUCCCAGGACAGGAAAUAUUUGACCCACGCAAACGCAAGUUCACAGCAGAGGAGCUCAAGCCUCAACCCAUGAUCAAAAAAGCACGCAAGGUCUUCAUCCCAGAUGACAUGAAGGAUGAUAAAUACUGGGCGCGGCGCAGAAAGAACAACGUUGCAGCGAAACGCUCACGGGACGCGCGGAGGCUGAAGGAGAAUCAGAUCGCCAUCCGGGCCGCUUUCCUGGAGAAGGAGAACACCGCCCUCAGACAGGAGGUGGCCGACCUACGCAAGGAACUGGGACGCUGCAAGAACAUUCUGGCCAAAUACGAGGCGCGGCACGGGGCGCUGUGAACCAACCCCUCACCCCCCAAAAAAGGUCCCGCAAAAACCCCAAAAGCCCAAACCAACCUGUUCCAAGGACUUCUGCGUGCCCAGUUUAAGGCACCAGCCCUCCACCUCUCUUUUUCUCUUUCUCUCUCUCUUUCUCUCUUUGAACCUUGUUUUAAUUCCCUCAUAUUGAUGUUUUAAUUCUUUUUAUUUUCCCCCACCGCUCUGUCUCGUUACCAGUGUGUGUGUGUGACAGGCUUAGGGGACGUAUCUCUCAGUCCUCUUUUUUUUUUUCCUCGUUCAUUCCUGCACUCGCUGAUUGUUUAUUUUAUUGGAAGUGAUGCUGUAUGGUUGCUUUUCCUUUUUUCUUAACCGUUUUAUACGUAUAGUAAGGACUGAGAACUGUUGUACCUUUGUCCCUGUUUAAAGUACCACCCUUAGUCCUGCCAUACCUGUCUCUCUCUCUUUCUUUCUCUCUGUCUUUUUUCCCCUUAAUGCUCAGAGCAGCAUUGUAUUGACUUUGGUUUAUAUUGUUUUUGUGUUGUAUUUUAGUUGGGUAGUGAAAUUUUAUUGUCAGAACUCAACUCUCUCUCUCUCUCUCUCUCUCUCUCUCUCUCUCUCUCUCUUUUCCUUUCUCUCUGUGCAGUAAACGUAAAUAACACUAGGCCCUCCUCUACUCACUGUUCAUUUCUCAUCUAUUUUGUUUGUAUCCGAUACCUAAUUUCAGUUAUCCUGAUCCAGACACCAGCGUUUUUUUUUAUACUUUAUUUUGUUUUUUUCUUUUUAAUACAUCGUCCAAUCACAGAGCAAUAACUCAUACUCAAGAGCAUGUUUUGGAGGAAGGAUGAGAAUGCUGACUUAUCCUCCUCCUGACGCAUCAUUUGUUUUCUGUCAUUUUCAUAGCAGAGUUGUUGGUGAGACAGGUAACUUUUUUUAAACGGUUGGUUCUUACGUGUGCAUGUGUUUGUGUGUGCGCGCGUGUGUAUACGUAUGUAGAGGGGGGACACAUUUUUCUCUACGACUGCUUUUGGGGGAGAGUCCACCCACACACGUUAAAACCUGGUUGCCAAAUUGUUGGGUGGAAUGUUUUUUUGUUAAACUGAGCAUUGUGGCGUCGAGGCCACAACAUGUCAGAAUCUCUCUCUCUUCUUCUCUCUCUAUGUCUCUCUAUCUCUCUGCUAACAACCUGCACUAAAGCGUCUUUCACAAUCUGAUCUGGUGCAAUGUCUCUACCUUCAUUACUAGAAUCUGCCUGAUCUAUUUAUGGAUAUAUUUUUGUUUUCUUUUUCUCCUUUUUUGAAUGGAAGAACUAUUUUGAAAAUAUUCAACCAUUAAUUGCUAUUAUUCUUAUUAGAGCUGUUGAUAUUAUCGUUGUCUGUAUUGUAAUUAUCCUAUUUUUUUUUCUUUUUCUUUCGAUGGAUUUCUCUGCAUGAUCUCUGCUUCAGAACAGCAACCUCAAGCUAAUUGUAAAUGUUUUAUUUUCCCACAAUGACCCUUUGUUGUCCUUCUUCUUUUCUAUGUUUUGGUCGUUUUUCUGGAGCUCAGUUUUAGGAGGGUUUUUUUUAACUCAUCACAUACAGAUCUAUGUAGUCUUUUUGUAGCUUUACCUUUAGCCCUCUUUCUCUCAGAUGGCUGUUUGAAUGUAUUGAAUGUAUAAGGUGUUUUUAAAAAGAGGCGCCAGUAUGAUGGUGUUGUCUAUAAUACUAUGGUUAACUCAAUCAGUUUGUUUACUACAGACCAAAACAUGCAGCACACACACACACACACACGUUAAAAAAGAUAUAUUGGUUAAACAGAGAUGUAAUGUUUAUAUGAAACUAUUCUAGAGUCUAGGUUCUUUUUGUACAGUAUUUUUCUUAUACUGGCUAUGUAUUUUCAAGGCACAACAGAUUCAGAAUAUUAUAAUAGAGAAUAAACAGAACAUAUAUAUAUAUAUAUAUGAGUCAAAGUCUAUAUAUAUAAUAUAUAUAUAUAUAUAAUCAGUAUAUCUAUUCUUCAAGGUCAAAUGAGAUAGCGUUUUGAUAAGUUAUCCUAUAUCUUCGUGAGUUCUGCAAAGAAUCAAAGCGAUCCAGGGGUUGUUUUAAACUUUCUCGGAGUAUGAGUGCUGACCUAAGGUUGGUCUUUUGCCAGUCAUGGACAGCACUUGAGCUCUAAGACCAGGGCCAGCGUGUAUUAAGCUUCUCAUGAGGUCAGAGUGCUUUUCUCUGAAGGGAGUUGCGUUCGUUUAGGAUGUGAGUGUCUAAACCUGAUGCUGGAAUAGCACUCUAUAAAACUAAAGGUGCCAGAAAGGGAUCUUUGGAGGCUCAGAAGAACCACUUUUGGUUGCCUAAAAAAAUGUUGCAGUUGAAUGACUUGGGGAUUUUCUGACCAAUAUUGUGACUAUGAUUUAAAUCGUGAUCAUUUUCUAUAAAUUAAGGUCCAGGCUUGUUGUUUUGGCCAAGAUGACCAGCAGUUUUCCUGCCUUGAGGCUUGAACACUGGGCAUAGUGUGUGUAGUUGUGAUUGUGCUGUCAUGUACACGUAUGAACUCAUGGGUGUUUGGUUGCUUUUGAUUGGUCUACAAGCAAUUCAUAAGCUUUUGUUAUUAGGUCAGAUUUCCCUAAUUUAAACUUAAUGUUAUUGACGUUACAGACUAUAUUUAAAAUGGCAGCUCUUGCGAUUUGAAAAUUGCACUUUUUAAAAUUGCAGUUUCUAUAUAAAAAUAAUUAAUCGAUCAACUUUAGAACCAACAAUUGAGAAGUUCUUUAGGGAAGCAAAAGUGGUUCUUCAAUGGCAGAGUUUCCCAAACUGGUCCUCAGGAUCCCCCAGAUGGACCACAUUUUUGCUCCAACUCAACUCUUAACACAUAGUUAUAAAAGAAAAAUGUGGGCCAUCUAGGGAUCCAAGCUGGGAACCACUGUUCUACAGCAUUGCUCCAUAAAAACCCUUUUGGCACCUUUACUUUUAAGACAUGUUCAUGUACCCUGAUUAAGCCUAAUCCUGUACUAAAAAGGAUUUUCUAUAAUAAAAGACCAUUGGCUUUGCUUUUUAGUCAAUGACUAGGCUUAGUUAGUCCAUGAACAAGAAAUUGGCAGUAUGUCUUGAGGUGCCUGAUACAGUGGUGGCCCGGAACUGUGACAUGUUGUUUGGGCAUUAAAGACUUACACUCCUCAUUCUCUUCCUCAUAUGGAAGUUAGCCUAUAGUUUUCUUUUUCCUCUUUGUGGAACUGCAGUGCAUAGGAUUUUCACAACCACCCAUAUCUCUCUCUCUUUCUCUCUCACACAACGAAACAUCUUCCCUUCUGCUGUCGAAUGAAAGAGGUGCUCGUUGCGGUAGAGUUAGACGUCUUUAGCUUUGGCCUUGCCUCAGUUUCUGGUUGCCAUAGGAAGCUAGAGGUAAAUGGACUUCUUCUGCCGGUCGUUGGAGAUAGGACGUCUGUCACUGAAUGUUGUGUCCAAUGUUGUCAAUGGAAUCGCUUUUUAUAGUAGUUGCUAUGAAGGAGGGCGGGGAGGUAGUUAAGUGAAUAGUUAAGCGAAAAAUCUUCCCAAAUCUAAUAAAUCAGCCAGAAUGUUUGGUAUGAUAAGUUUUCUAACUUAUGUUGCAUGGCUAAAAACAGUAAUUUCAUCAGGAAGUCUAACCACUCAACACAUUUUUAUGCAUGAAACUUGCACUGUGCUAAUUGGGGCAGUGUAAGCUUCUAUGACUUGUUAGCUUCAAUACGUCUGUGAAAAACUAAAGAGGCCAAGUUCAGAACUCCAAACAUGUCUCGGCUGAUUGAUUAAAUUGCGUAAAUUAGUCUGCACUAUAGUGAAUAAACAGGUAUUCCACUUUUUUUUAUUUAGAAGGAUGCACUGCCCCUCCCCUACUCAUCCCUCCAUCAUCACUGAUCUGAGACCAGUGUUUGAGUCAGUGGGAUUCAGGGGAGUUUGUGUUUAAGCAUCGACCCCAACAAGGCUAGCGUAGUCAGAGGGUCUAACUUUGUUAGUUCAGGCCAAAGUUAAGCUGUGCACAACCUUAGAUUUGUGAGGUUUUCUUUUCGUUUUGUCUAGAAUUGGUAGAAUAUGUUUAUUUUUUUAUUUCCUUCCCUUAUUGUCAUUGUCAUUUUCUGUAUUUUUUUUUGUUUGUGUAUGUCAGAAAUGGGUUGACUGAGCUAUAUGCAAAGGCUAGCGUGUGUGUGUGUGAGUGAGAGAGUUUAUGUGUGUAUGUAUGACGCCCUAGCUGUGUGCAAGCUAUCUGUGUACAGUCUGUAUGAAAUAAAAAUAAACCCAGGAUUAAGCCAAUACAA